UACGAGUUCAAUGGUCAGCCCGGCGCACGCACGCACGCACAGCGCUCGCGCAGCCCCAGCACAUCCCACAUACUCGCGCGACACCAACAACAAUGGCAAACCGCGGUGUGUUUUGGUAGGAGGUCUCUGAUCGGGAGCGAGACCAUCGUUUAGCUUCGUCGCUUCAUUCGCGUCUUUUUUUUUUGGUUUCCCCUACAGCGAGAUUUUACAUUCAGGCUUAGAAAAGAAAAAGAAAGAAGAGGGAGCUCGCGUGUUGUCGCAUUUUUCCAUUUUCCCUUUCUUUAUUUCGAAAAUGUGCGAGGCGCUGUUGGCAAGCCCACACAGUCCGUGCAUGUGUGUCCCUGCUGCUGCUGCUCCUCUGCUGGGCUACAGCUACUAACCUAGCUGCUUUUCACUCGGCGCUUAGCUAACGUUAGCCCGCUUAGCCGCGUUUAUUGACUUGCGGAGGGGGGAAGAGACAAAACACGAGCGAAUGUAAAGCGUGUUUUCGCCGUUUGUUUUAUGACAACGACCCUUAACUGCUCGCUAAUCGUCGCCGUCGGCCGAGGUACGAAGUGUUGUAUGGUUUGUCGCGGAAAAUACUUUGCGCGCUAGCUAACAGGCUAGCUAUUUGUGUGUAUUCUUCGACUGAGGGAGAACGGCGAGUUUUUCUUUGAAAGUAUGGAUGAUCAGACCAGGAUGCUGUCGAGUCUCGCCGGACUCGGUGGACUAGCACAAGGCGACGUCGGUGACCCGGACUCGGUCAGGAAACAGCAGUCCCUCGGUCAGCCCCAGCAAGACAUCGGGGAUAUCCUACAGCAAAUAAUGGCCAUCACCGACGAGAGCCUGGACGAAGCACAGGCCAGAUGCUGGCCAGAGGACUCGCCGGCGCAUUGGGGUGGAUCAGACGACCCCACAGAGGGAGGGAGAGCAGGGGGGGGCAUGGCAGGGGGUGGCCUGCCACUCAACUUCCAACACAGGAAGCAUGCCCUGAACUGUCACAGAAUGAAGCCAGCCCUCUUCAGCGUUCUCUGUGAGAUCAAAGAAAAGACGGUGCUGAGUAUACGAGGUGUGCAGGAGGAGGACCCACCAGAUCCCCAGAUCAUGCGGUUGGACAACAUGCUGCUCGCAGAAGGUGUGUCAGGACCAGAGAAGGGAGGAGGAUCGGCCGCGGCGGCUGCAGCUGCAGCAGCAGCAGGGGGCUCACCUACCGACAGCAGCAUAGAACACUCCGACUACAGAGCCAAGCUCGCCCAGAUCCGCCAGAUAUACCAUUCUGAGCUGGAGAAGUAUGAGCAGGCCUGCAGUGAGUUCACCAACCAUGUAAUGAACCUGCUGAGAGAGCAGUCUCGCACACGGCCCAUCUCUCCCAAGGAGAUUGAGCGCAUGGUGGCCAUCAUCCACCGCAAGUUCAGCUCCAUUCAGAUGCAGCUCAAGCAGAGCACCUGCGAGGCUGUCAUGAUCCUGCGCUCACGUUUCCUAGACGCCAGACGUAAGAGGCGCAACUUCAACAAGCAAGCUACAGAGGUGCUGAACGAGUAUUUCUACUCCCACCUGUCUAACCCUUACCCCAGUGAGGAAGCCAAGGAGGAGCUGGCCAAAAAGUGUGCGAUCACUGUGUCUCAGGUUUCUAACUGGUUUGGCAACAAGAGAAUACGCUACAAGAAGAACAUUGGUAAGUUCCAGGAGGAGGCAAACCUCUACGCAGUUAAAACGGCGGUGGAUGCUGCCAAUGUGUCGGCGCAGGCUAGCCAGGCUAACUCCCCAGCAACGCCCAACUCAGGGUCACCAGGGUCAUACAGUUUGUCUCAAGCAGGCGACGCCUACCUCACUCUGCGUUCACUCAACGGGGAGGGUCUCAACAUCGCCCCCUCUCUACAGUCGCAGGUGGAUACCCUGCACCGUGCUACACACCUGACGGGCGGCUAUGAGGAGCUGUCGGGUAGUGGCCUCUACACCCCUCAUCACCUGGAUGCUAACAGCUGGCAGGACACCACCAACCCUCCCUCGGUCACCUCCCCUCCCGGUCCUCCUGGCAGCGUCCACUCCGACACCUCCAACUGAUCCGGUGGCUCCCUCUGCCAUCACUUCAUUCCCACCGUGGUCUGCUCUGACCUCUGCCCCCCCUCCCCCGCUCUUCAACACUCCCUCGUCUCUCAAGUAAACAGUCUCACCGGCCUGUUUUUUUUGCAUUUCAUAAACACACACUGUGCUGGAACACAGGACAGCCGAACCGCAGUCGGGAGGAGCGCUCCCUCCUCCACAGCUCCACUCCAGCGCUCGGACACUCCGUCACUCAGACCGAAACAUCUUCGCCAUCACAGACUUUUUGAAAAAAACCACUGACCCAGCUGUGUCGAUGAUCAUGAUGUCUGUACAUAAUGUGUAUAUGCACGUUAACUUCACACAGUACUCACACAGCUUGUCCAUGUGCCGUUGACCUCUGCACUCGAUCCUUUGCGUUGGGAAACUGUGUGUGAUUGCCUGUAUCUCUUGAAGCCUUGGCAUUUGCAGCCAAACCGUCGAUACAGUCGAUCACCAGGGAGCUCUGCUCACCUUGCUCGUACCAAAGUGCUGCCCCAGUAGUCGUCAACACAUCCGUUCCUCCGAGAUCAACCUCCGCCGACACGACACGCCGUCGCAUCUCCCGGGUGCCUCCUAGGUUGAUAUUUCAUUCUGUUGGAGAUUUCAAAGUGAAUCACGGAGACGCGUGCAGAAGGUGCAUGCAAAUCCCCCUCCCCCCCUCCUCCAUACCGCACACACAGCAACACAACUUUUCAGUCGUUUUCAUAGUGAGCUGACAUAAAAAAAGUGUCAAGCACAAAUGUUAGCAUCCUUGUUAUGGGUGUCUCUACCUGUAAAAGGGUAGUGAAGGGGAUCACUGUUCUAAACCAGGCGGGACAGGUGAUAUUAGGGCUGGCGAGAAGAGGAUGAAAGGGCAGAGAGAGGAGAAUAACUUUGGUGGAGUGGAUGUAACUAAUAGCCCUUUUUGUUGCUAACCAAUAGAGGGUGUUGGUAGGCGGCUUGUAGACUUUACUUCUUGCUUUCUGUCCACUAGUUAUUUUGAUUGUAGGCUAUUUUCUAAUGCUGUUUCACCAAGAAUGCACCAGCCACCACCAAAAAUGAGCUCAAUAAAGCAUCUGGACGACGUGAGGCGGGGGGGUGGAGAGGUUGUGGGGCAUCGAUGUGUUAUUGGGACUAACGUGACAUGAAUUUAGAAACGUGACUGUCUUCCAUGCAUGUAGGACUUCUAGGCGUGAUAUUAUUGUUUUCAUUUAACCUUCCGAGUUUUUAGCUUCGUUUUUAUUAACAAAAAAAACCUAAAAAAUAAAAGGGUAUAAUUAUUACAGUCAGACCAAAAAGGAAAAAGUGCAUCAUGUAUUGCUAUGAUGUGUGUGUCUCUGUGUGGGCGUGUGUACAGUGGAUGUUUAAGUCAAACUGGCUGGUGCCCUCUGACCUUCGUGAGCAUUAAUAGAGACUGGGUGCUUCCACCAGCCAAUGACACAAGCAGGUGGGGGGGGUUUCGGGUGAGGUCUCCUCCUCCCCCUCCCCAUCUCGGAAACAUUUUACGCUCCUGAGCCCGAGGCAACACGCUACAACCUUCUGUUGUACCAAAAACCAAAAAUACCACGUUCAGCAAUGUAAUAAUGCUACUCUGUCUCUCUCUCUGAAGCUGGUGCACAGCCACCUUUGCAGUUCGAGGCGAGGAGGGAAUUAUAUUUGUAUCUGUGUCUCUCUGUGUGGUGUUGUCAUGCCUCAAGUUGAUUUGAUUUCUCUUUUUUUUGGGGGGGGGGGAGGAGGGGGUUUGUUGUGGGGCUUCAUGGGAAGGAUGGGUGGAGCGAGAAAACUGUCAUAUCAGACCUGUAAUUUGAUUGUGCGCAUCGAGGGCAUCUUCUCCCCUUUACCCAUCUUUUAUUAUCCUCCGCUAAAAUCACAGCCCUUUGUUUUUUAAGUUCUGUGGCCGAUUGGGCAAGGGCUUCUCUGUCUCUCCUCUGUUGCCAAAAGAAAAGAGGCGGCACCGGGCGAAGUCAAACUCCUGUUUUACGACAAACCUGCAGCGUCUUUUUUGGGGACUUUCAUUCUUUUGGAACUAUUUUAUACAUUUAAAUGUCAUGUGAAUAACAAAGCAUUUUGAUAGUAAGGUAAAGCCUUAUGAAUAUUUAAGUGUCAGUCGAGACUUUGUUGAACCAUAUGUUACAGAACAAAACUUGAGCUUAUAAGCUGGUCACAUGUGAUAACCCACGUUUUAAUUGCCUGUUUUUGUUACUCAUCGCAGUUCAUACGACUGUAUCUUACAAAAUUAUCACCGCACCAAAUUGUCAUGCCCCCCCCCCCCCUCCUUUUUCUACCUGUUGUAAUGGAUGUCACUGUACAGUUUGUGUAAUGUUUUCCGUAUAUAUUUUCUUUUUCUUUCUUUCUUUUAUAAACUUCGAUGUUCGGUUGAGACGCCAGUUUUUACUUUUGGCCUUUUGUGUCACGGAUUCACGAUAACUCUGUAUCAACUUUGAAUAUUAUUUAGGUCUUUUGUUACAUAACCGAGUGGCAAUGUUUAAGGUUUAGAGGUGGGACCGUCUGCCGCUGUGGAAAGAUUCUCCAAUGCAGGGAGGUUCUGCGAUGGCUAUUGUUUUGUUAUUUUUACCAAUGCUAAUCCCUGGACACGUCUCAUCUGAUUCCACCCACGUUGUCCACACGUCCUCAGUUUAACACUCAAUUCCUCACAUUUGCCACUUUUUGAGCGUAAAUCUUUUUAAAAAGCUGCUUCAAAAAUUUGAUAAAUCAGUGUGCGUCAUUUUAAACCAGACUGUGAUAAAUUUAGGCUUUACCUUCAUCAGCCAGUAACGACUUAACACAGAAGGGGCAAAUGUUUGUGUUGUGGAAAGUUAAUUAGAUUAAUUAUACCUAAACAGCAGCUUAUUUUAUGAUAAAUUCUUGUUCCACGUUGUAAAUGCAUAAUCUGCUCCUUGCUCCGGUGACUCUGCUUGAAGAGAACUCCAAACACCAAUGGGUUCAUUCUGUGGUCCUGCACUUGGAAAAUACUAAACUCAAUUUCACUCUGUCGAAGGGGGUUUAAACCGUGUCUGGAUUCUGCAAGUGACUAAAUGGCUUCCACAGCAUCAGACGUCUGAACCUCUAAACCUUUAUGAUUUCUUUGUUUUUAUUAGUAUAUUUGUAUCUCCCUUCUUUCCCUUGUAUUUACCCCUCUCUCUACCUCUGUCUUUCCAUUUUUCUUGUAUAUAACCCCCACUGUUUUCAGACCUGUGAGUCUGUAUGAACUCCUUUUAUACCUCAACUUUAGAAUUGUUCUAGAAAGAGUAAAACAAAAGGAAGAAUAUGACAAAUUGUAGUGUUCUUAUUAGAAAAUUAAUAAAAUGAUUUAGUGUGA
This is a messenger RNA of Platichthys flesus (European flounder), 5362 nucleotides long. RefSeq names its product pre-B-cell leukemia transcription factor 4 (gene pbx4). The transcript has 10 exons. Gene Ontology annotation, molecular function: DNA-binding transcription factor activity, RNA polymerase II-specific; RNA polymerase II cis-regulatory region sequence-specific DNA binding. Gene Ontology annotation, cellular component: nucleus. The record is from RefSeq and is a predicted model, not a curated record. Bases 661 to 2043 code for a protein of 460 amino acids. Gene Ontology annotation, biological process: regulation of transcription by RNA polymerase II; embryonic organ development; eye development. NCBI's taxonomy places the organism in Eukaryota, Metazoa, Chordata, Actinopteri, Pleuronectiformes, Pleuronectidae.